UUUUUUCUUUGAUUCGACGCGUACGAGGUGUGGACUUUUAUUUUGACAGAAAGAUAUUUGUAUUGUUGUUUGCGCUGCUUUAAUCGUACUGAAAGGACAUCCUGCACAUAGCUGUGUUUGUGUAGUGUUUUUAUGUCGGAACAAUGCGGGUCCUAGCGUUCCUCUUGUUGUGUGUGUGGCCUGUCAAUGGGGAGCAUCUGGAGCUCGAUCAAGUUGUAUUUGUGCCAGAAGAUUGGCUCCAUUCAGGCAGAGUUUCUCCUCAUGAGGAAAUGGAGCUGACUUUUGCUCUCAGGCAGCAGAAUGUGGACAGACUUCAGGAGCUGCUGCAGCUUGUGUCUGACCCUGAUUCACAGCACUAUGGGAAGUUUUUGAGCUUGGAGGAAGUCGCGUCCCUGGUCAGGCCAUCUCAGUUAACAGAGAAGGUCGUGUGGAUGUGGCUGCAGCGUCAUGGGAUCAGAAACUGCAGAACGGUGCUAACACGAGACUUCUUACAGUGCACUAUGAGUGCUCAGGUGGCAGAAACAUUGCUUCCUGGAACUGAAUUUCACCACUACAGGAGAGGUGAUCAGACAGUAAUGAGGUCAUCCUCUCAGUACUCGGUUCAUGAAGAUGUGUCUGAGCAUCUGGACUUUGUGGGUGGUGUACUACGUUUUCCACUGAGUGGUAAAGAAAUCAGUAAGACCUGGGCAGGGCCAAAGCGAUCUGGGAAGGCAGUUCAUUUGGGUGUGACUCCUUCAAUACUAAGAACUCGCUACAACUUGACUGCAGCUGAUAUUGGCAGCGCUGCUAACAACAGCCAAGCAGUGGCGCAGUUCCUGGAGCAGUAUUACCACCCAGCAGACCUGGCUGAGUUCAUGAGUAUAUUUGCAAGAGGUUUUAAGCACUUGAGUGAAGUUGAGCGAGUGGUGGGCAAACAAGGAGGAGGAAAAGCAGGACUUGAAGCCAGUUUAGAUGUGGAAUACAUCAUGAGCACUGGAGCCAACAUCUCCACAUGGGUCUUCACCAACCCAGGUCGACAUGAGACCCAGGAGCCAUUCCUUCAGUGGAUGCUGCUCCUUAGCAACAUGUCUGUCGUGCCUUGGGUACACACGAUCAGCUAUGGGGACGACGAGGACAGUUUGUCCACUGCCUAUAUGAAUCGCAUCAACAACGAAUUCAUGAAGGCUGGCCUCCGAGGAAUCUCUAUGCUCUUUGCGUCUGGGGACAGUGGUGCAGGCUGUCGGCAUUUGACCAAGGAAAAUGUGUUCAGGCCGAGCUUUCCUGCUUCUAGUCCAUAUGUCACCACAGUGGGUGGAACAUCCUUCAAGAAUCCUUACAAAGUCACCUUCGAGGUCACAGAUUACAUUAGUGGGGGUGGAUUCAGUAAUGUGUUCGCAAUGCCAGACUAUCAGGUUAGCGCAGUGAGCGCGUUUUUGAAAGCCGCACAAAAGCUUCCUCCAGAGUCUUAUUUCAACCGCAGUGGAAGAGCCUAUCCUGACUUGGCUGCGUUGUCUGACAAUUACUGGGUCGUGACCAACCUUAUGCCCAUCCCAUGGAUAUCUGGAACAUCGGCCUCAACUCCAGUGGUAGGUGGAAUCCUCUCACUCAUUAAUGACCAACGCUUCCUGAAAGGCCUUCCUUCUCUUGGCUUCCUCAAUCCACGACUGUAUAAACUCAAAGGCACCGGUCUUUUUGAUGUAACAGAGGGAUGUCACUUGGGUUGUCUUGAUGAGAAGGUAGAAGGUCAAGGUUUCUGUGCUGCUUCUUCAUGGGAUCCCGUGACUGGAUGGGGAACUCCAAACUACCCUGCUCUACUCACAGCCCUGAUGGAGGACUAAAGCCUCAGAAAAGCAAAACGUUUUGGAAAAUAAUCUUUUACCUUGCAAAUAAUUUUAAGGAUAUUUUUGUAUUCAAAAGCUGAGUGUCUCAGUAUGAUUUCUAUAAGGCAUAACCUUAUAUAAAGUUUGGCCAUUUUUUUUAACUGAUCAAACAUCCUAACAAGUCAAGGAAUGAAUGCUUCUAAACAUAAGCAUUAAGGUUUAAAUAUAUUGCACUGGAGGUCUGUAUAUAGUUGUUUUUAUGUGGCCUUAAUACCUCACAGGCCCUUUGACUAAUAAUUCUCAGUAAGAUUACAUUAAACAAUUUAUGUACUGAAACUGAGAGCUGGGUUCUUGGUAUCAGUAAAGGUAUUUGGUACUGGGGGAAAAACACCUUCAAGUCCAGUCUAUUUUUGUGGGGUUUUUUUUUUUUUUUUUUGGCAAUAAGUGCUGCAUCUACAUACAUCGGAUGUGUAAUUCACCCUUAUGCUGGAACGUCUUAGCAUUUAUCAAGUUGAAUAACUGCAUCAAUAUAAUCAGGUCAUGAAUGUUGUUUUAGAAAUAUAGAUGUUGAGUUAAGCCAUGUUUGUUCAUGAUUGUGUCAUUUAUUUAUAAACAUGGCAUUUUAAAAAUGAGAAUUUUGAUUGAAGUUAAAUAAAAUUAUUUUGAACCUGUU
Molecule: messenger RNA, 2472 nt
Organism: Tachysurus fulvidraco (yellow catfish)
Lineage: Eukaryota; Metazoa; Chordata; Actinopteri; Siluriformes; Bagridae
Gene: tpp1
Product: tripeptidyl peptidase I
Exons: 13
Coding region: 144-1817 (557 amino acids)
Biological process (GO): central nervous system development; proteolysis
Molecular function (GO): tripeptidyl-peptidase activity; serine-type endopeptidase activity
Source: RefSeq, a predicted model, not a curated record